This is a messenger RNA of Oppiella nova, 483 nucleotides long. The record is from the annotation of a GenBank genome assembly. Lineage: Eukaryota; Metazoa; Arthropoda; Arachnida; Sarcoptiformes; Oppiidae.
AUGAUUCUCACGAAUGAUGGCUGUGUCUACGGAUGGGGUUAUAAUAUGUUCGGACAUCCUUACUCUUCAUUUGCCAUCACAUCUGAGGGACAGGUGUUUAGUUGGGGUCGAAAUGAUUGGUAUGGUUUGGGACACAAUUUAUCGGAUAAUAUAUGGAAACCACAACUCAUUGCAGACAUGACUGUUGUCUCCGAAAUGAGUUAUUACAAGAGUUUGUACGAAGAGUUGCAUUCAUUAGGUUCGGGAGCUUUUGGGGAAGGAAAUUGCAAAAUGGAUAAUCCUUUUGGAGUGAUGACAAUCUACGGGAGUGUAUGCAAGAAAUGCAAAAAUUGGUUAAAGUUAGGUCAGAAUACUGUGUCCAAUAUAUCGGUCAAUGGAUAGAAAACAAUGUGUAUUUCAUUGUAAUGGAGUUGUGUUCCCAUAGUCUGCAGAAUAUUCUUCAACACAAACCACAAGUAUUUGGUCGACAACCGGAAGAACCCA